This is a messenger RNA of Salvia splendens (bonfire salvia), 716 nucleotides long. RefSeq lists its product as uncharacterized. The transcript has a single exon. NCBI's taxonomy places the organism in Eukaryota, Viridiplantae, Streptophyta, Magnoliopsida, Lamiales, Lamiaceae. Bases 175 to 597 code for a protein of 140 amino acids. The record is from RefSeq and is a predicted model, not a curated record.
UUAAUAAAUCGAGUACUCCUAAUAGGUCACCACUAUAAUCUUAUAAACGUUUAUUCUCUAUUUCUCAAAACCUCAGCCAAACAUUCCCUCUCUACUUUCUUCUCUCUCCAUCCGGCGGAGCGAGUCUUCUUGUUACAUAAAAUAAAGAAAAUCGAUCAAAAAAACCUGGGGACGAUGGCGUCGGUGUGCAUAUCGAGCUGCGUGGACGACGCCCGCGUCCCGGUGAGAGCGACCUACGUGAACCUCUACAAAUGGCCGGAAUCCGACUUCGAGUUCGUUAGGUCGAUGAGCUCCAAAUCCCACAACUCCAGCCACGGCCGCCCCAGAGUGGUGGACAGCAUCUCGUGCAGGCAAAUGUAUUUGAGAAGCUACACGUUUUCGAGGGAGGAAGACUACAAAGAGGAGAAGGCAAAGGUCAAGUGCCUCGGCAGAGGCAAAGACAGCGCAAAGAAAAACAACUCCGGCCACCGAGAUGAUGACCGGAAGAAGAAGCCGGUGGAAGGGCUGAAGAAGGCCAAGUCGGCGUCCUGCUCCGCCUUGACCUAUAUUUUCCGGCGGCUGCUCUCUUGCACCACAGAGAUUGAUGUUGCUAAUUAAGUACUACUAAUGCAUUGUGUAAUCUUUUUCUUUUUCUUCUAAAUUUCUUGCUUUCUUGUUUUUUUUAGUUUUGUUUUUAAUGUGAGUAUAUAUUAAAUAUAUGCUUAUUUUUCAUAGAA